GUUUCCGUACCUGCUCUUCAAACGACGACACACAUUGAAUCUCUCCUCCUUUUACCACCUUACAGAUUUCUUCCGAUCCUCUCCUCGUCUAUCUUUUCUUCUCUUCUCCCGCUUUAGAUUCUUUUUUUCUUCUGUAAUCUCUGCUUCUUGCAUUUUUAGUUCAUAGAAACAUAUAUUCCAUUUGAUUCAAUUCAUUUUUGGCUGUUUUGUUUUGUUUUUCUAUCUGGGUUCUUUGGUGAUCUCAAUUUUUUUGUUUUCUGUCAUUCUGGUUUCACGCCACAAAGGCUCUAACCUUGGAGGCUGAUUUUGGGCAUUCUUUUGAAGGAUGCUAACAAUAUGAUGAAUCAAGGAGGUAACAUACAGACUGUAGCUGCACUGGACCCUAGUUCUGCUCAGGUCAAGAAUCGUUAUGUUGUUGAUGAAAACCAAGCACAGACAUCUUUUUAUCCUUCUGCAGUGACCAGUUCUGAACCUGCAUCUUGGAACGUGCAGAGUGUGGCAAAUCACUUCACUGAGAAUGGAAACAUUUCAAAUCCCACUUACCACCAUGUUCAGUAUGUGGAUUCAUCCACAAGACAAGAUGGAACAAAUUCAGCAGCUGUUGCUACUUCAUCAAGUUUAGCAACAACAAAUGUCCAACAAGAUUACAGUAGCUAUGCAUCAUACCCGAGUUCUACUGAUCCUUAUGGGUAUGGGUCUGCAGGAUACCCAGGUUACCAUAACAGUUAUCAGCAACAACCUAACAGUUCCUACUCUCAGCCAGUAGGAGCAUAUCAAAAUACAGGUGCUCCUUAUCAGCCCCUUUCCUCAUUUCAGAAUACAGGGUCUUAUGUUGGGCCUGCAAGUUAUUCAAGCACUUACUACAAUCCUGGUGAUUAUCAGACAGCUGGAGGUUACCCAAGUAGCAGUUAUAGUCAUCAGACGACGACAUGGAAUGGAGGCAAUUAUGCAAAUUACACAACUCCCCAAUAUUCAAGCUACACUGCAGACACAACUGGAGCUUAUGCUUCUGUUAAUGUUGCUUCAACAUCAUUGCAUUAUCAACAGCAUUACAAGCAAUGGGCAGAUUAUUACAAUCAGACAGAAGUCAGUUGUGCUCCUGGGACAGAAAAUUUGAAUGUUUCCACUACAUCUAAUCAGGUGUGUCAGGUUCCUGGUGUUAGUGGUGGAUAUCUUCCAACUUCCAACAGCCAAACCACCCCAUCUUUUACCCCAUCUUGGAGGCCAGAGUCUAGCUCAUCUCAAACGCCUUCUCUAACACCUUCUCAAACACCCUCAUUGCAGCCUAGUGUGGCAGUUAGUGGUGCUUAUGAUAAUUACUGGAAACAUGGUGCUCCUAGUUUUCAAAAUCAGCAAGCAAGUCCUAUGCGGCCAUAUUUUCAGAAGCCCUUGGAGUCAAAAACUUCUUAUGACAACUUUCAGGAACAACAGAAAGCUGCAUGCCCUCAAGGUCUCAAUUUACAAUAUCCUUCUGCUCAUCAGGCACCUCAGAGUUGCCAUCAGCCCAUGCAACCACUUCCAUCAUUAGAUGCACAGAGGACAAGCAAACUUCAGAUACAAACAAACCCUAGAAUUGCUUCAAAUUUGCCACUGGGUUUGCAAAAAACUGAUAAGGAUAGCUCUAACAACAAUGCAGCAGCUAAACCUGCUUAUAUCAGUGUUUCAUUCCCUAAAUCCAAUCAGAAAGUAUUGCCCAAUGAUGCAGCUGAUUCUGUACUUAAGCCUGGUGUGUUCCCUAAAUCAUUGCGGGUGUAUGUUGAAAGGGCAUUGGCUAGUUGUAAAGAUGAUACACAGAAGGCAGCUUGCCAAGCUAUCAUGAAGGAGAUCAUUACCAAGGCAACAGCAGAUGGAACACUUUCUACAAAAGACUGGGAUAAUGAACCUCUCUUUCCUCUACUAAAUGCAGAUAUGGUUGAUAAGGAUUUGCAGAGUUCAACUCCUGCUUCAUUACCAAAAUAUAAGAUGAGCCCCUCUAGACGAUCCAAAAGUAGGUGGGAGCCUUUGCCACAGGAGAAAUCAGUUGACAAAUUGGCUUCUAUGAAUAAUGACACUGCAAAAUUUGGUGGCUGGAUUCAUGCCAGUGAAAAGGAUAAAAAGCCUAUGAGUGGGAAUUUGGAGAGUAAGAGUGAUGGUUUCAGUAAUACCAGAUUUUCUCUAAUGGAGCAGAAAUCUGCCAGUAAACCUUUCCAGAGGCCAGUUAAGAGGCAGUGUCUUAUUGAUAGAAAUGCUACUGAUAAUGGUGAUGCCUCAAGUGAUAGUGACAAGGAGCAAAGUUUAACAGCAUAUUACUCUAGUGCAAUUGCACUUGCUAACACCCCAGAGGAAAGAAAGAGACGUGAAAAUCGUUCUAAGCGUUUUGAAAGGGCACAAGGGAAUCGAGCAGUAAUUAAUCACUUUAAAACGAAAAAUAUUGGCACUGGAAACUUGUACACUAGAAGGGCUAGUGCUAUGGUGCUUAGCAAAAGCUUUGAAGAUGGUGGUGGCAGGGCUGUUGAAGACAUUGAUUGGGAUGCCCUAACUGUGAAAGGCACCUGCCAGGAAAUCGAGAAACGUUAUUUGCGCCUUACUUCUGCACCUGAUCCUUCCACUGUGAGACCUGAGGAAGUUCUGGAAAAGGCUCUGCUUAUGGUCCAAAAUUCCCAAAAGAACUACCUUUAUAAGUGUGACCAGUUGAAGUCUAUCCGCCAAGAUCUAACAGUACAACGAGUACGUAACCAGCUAACUGUUAAGGUUUAUGAAACUCAUGCUAGAUUGGCACUGGAAGUUGGGGACCUGCCUGAAUAUAAUCAGUGCCAAUCACAAUUGAAAAUCCUUUAUGCUGAAGGAAUCAAGGGAUGCCAUAUGGAAUUUGCUGCUUACAACUUACUUGGUGUUAUCUUGCACUCUAACAACAAGAGAGAGCUCUUAUCAUCGAUGGCAAGAUUAUCUGAUGAAGCAAAGAAAGAUAGAGCAGUUCAACAUGCACUUGCAGUUCGUGCAGCUGUGACUUCAGGCAAUUAUGUUAUGUUCUUCCGACUCUACAAGACAGCUCCUAACUUGAACACCUCCCUUAUGGAUCUUUAUGUCGAGAAGAUGCGUUAUAAGGCUGUGAGCUGCAUGUCCCGUUCGUAUCGCCCUACUGUGCCUGUUUCAUACGUUGCUCAGGUUCUGGGGUUUGCUAGUACUGUACCUUCUAUUGAAGGAAUUGAUGACAAAGAUUCAGAUGGAUUAGAGGAGUGUGUAGAAUGGUUGAAGGCACAUGGUGCAUGUCUUGUUGCAGAAAAUAACGGGGAGGUGCAGCUUGAUGCAAAGGCUUCAUCUUCUAGUCUCUACAUGCCAGAGCCUGAAGAUGCUGUGGCUCAUGGAGAUGCAAAUCUUGCUGUUAAUGACUUUUUGACACGGACUCCAUCCUAGCUAAGGUAUUCAUAUUUCGUUGCACUUAAACCCCAUAUCAUGAAAGUGUGGAAAUUGUUGACGCACAACAAAGAAGAUUGUAAACAUUUCCAGAAUUACCGUGUAGUCCGAGGAAGUUAAUCCCACAGGUAUUGCCAUUAACUUUUAGGGAGGAUGGAUAAAAGCUGUAUAAAAUGAAAUACUAAUGAGAGAAUUUUAAUAUACCCCCUAUUGAGGGCUUGUGCUAAGCAUUGUAGUGUAGUGGUCCUCAUCUUUUUGGAACAUCAGUUCAUUCUUUCUUGGUAAGAAAAUAGAUGUACGCUAGGGGAACAUGAAAUCAUUAAAAUAAGGAAAAUUGACUAGAAUAUAUAUUUUUCUGUAAAAUUUUUUUAGUACAUAGAUCAUAUAAGAUGGAUAAUACAAGAGGGAUAGCCCUUUUCUUUUCUU
Molecule: messenger RNA, 3819 nt
Organism: Rubroshorea leprosula
Lineage: Eukaryota; Viridiplantae; Streptophyta; Magnoliopsida; Malvales; Dipterocarpaceae
Source: the annotation of a GenBank genome assembly